AUGAUCGUAUAUGGAAAGGCUUGCCAUCUCCCGGUAGGAUUAGAGCACCGAGCGUAUUGGGCUCUUAAAACCGUUAAUUUAAAUCUUACUCCCGCAGCUAGGAGAAGAUAUUUCCAAAUCCAUGAAUUAGAAGCCCUUAAAGAUGCGGCGUAUGAGCGUUCUUGGAGUAUCAAGGAGAAAACGAAGGCAUUGCAUGAUCAGAAGGUUAAAGGGUUGAAGGAAUUCAAAGUUGGUGAUAAAGUGCUUCUCUACAAUUCGCAGUUUAAAUUGUUUCCCGGAAAGUUGAAGUCGAAGUGGACAGGACCGUAUGUUGUGAAAGAAUUGUUUCCGCAUGGUGAGAUUGAGUUAUACAAUGAAGCUAGUGAUGUGUCGUGGAAAGUGAAUGGCCACCAUUUAAAGCAUUAUUUAGGAGGGCCGAUUGACAACAUCGAGAAGGAGGAAACUCCUCUCGAAGAUUUUGUAGGACCGAUUUGA
Messenger RNA from Helianthus annuus (common sunflower), 474 nucleotides. RefSeq lists its product as uncharacterized. The transcript has a single exon. The record is from RefSeq and is a predicted model, not a curated record. NCBI's taxonomy places the organism in Eukaryota, Viridiplantae, Streptophyta, Magnoliopsida, Asterales, Asteraceae. The coding region runs from base 1 to 474 and encodes 157 amino acids.